AUGAUUAGGUUUCUGGCUAGAACGCUAGUGCUUCUUUUGUCGGUGGCCACGUUUGCUUGUGCUGCGAUUGUGGGCAUUGAUUUGGGACUGCAAUUCACAAAGAGCGUGCUACUUGCGCCCGCGGUCCCGUUUGAGAUUAUUCUUACAGAUGAAGGCAGCAGGAAGGAAAAGACGGGGAUCCAGCUAUUCACCGAGCAGAAUUUGGAAGAGAACUACGAUUCUCAGCUCGUGUCGCUUGCGAUGGUUUUGGACGACAUUAGAGAUCGUGCCGCACAGGACUUGGGCGGGAAGUUGCCGGCGAUUAUUGAUGUGGCCAUCAAUAUCCCCGCCGCCAGCUCCCAGGUUGUGAGACGCGCCUACUUGGACUCGUUGAACUUGGCCAAUGUCUCGAGCGUCUUGGGCUUGGUGGAGGAUGGAACCGCCGUGGCGUUGAAUUUUGUUUCCAACCAGCAAUUUGACAAUGUGGAAAAGGAGUACUACAUUGUCUUUGACGCAGGCGCCGGCUCGACGAAGGCAACCUUGUUCUCCGUCAAGCAAUUGAAUGGCCAAACCGUGGUUGAAAUGGAGAGUGUCGGCUCGGAUGAAAAUUUCGGGGGCCAGGUUUUGACCAACUCCAUCCACGAGCUCAUUGAGGGCAAGGCGCUUAACCACUUUGGAUUGGACCAUUUGCCAGAAAAGACGUCAAAGAGACUUUACACGGUUGCCGAAAAGGCCAAGACAGUUUUGUCGGCAAAUAGCGAGUUUUCAACAGUGGUGGAGUCGGUGUACGACGACGAGGAUUUUAAAGUUUACGUCACGAGAGAAGAGUUUGAAGAUGUCAAUUCCGACUUGAUGCAACAUGUUACCCAGCCUGUGUUGGAUGCUUUGAAAUUGGGUGGCGUUGAAGUUGAAGAUGUCAAGUCUGUCAUAUUGAAUGGAGGAUCCACGAGAAUUCCCUUUGUCAAAGAACACAUUGCGUUGCUUUUCGGUGAGGAAAAAAUCUCAAAGUCGGUCAACACUGACGAAAGUGCCGCGUUGGGAACCACUCAAAGGGGCUUGCAACUUAAGAUAAACUCGGCCAAGGACAUUCAGCUCAUAGAAAAGUGUCAUCACAAUUAUGAAGUUGGCGUGAAUGACAGUGACGAGCUGUUGAUGGUCUUUGCAAGCGGAGCAGUUGUCGGUACUACAAAGUCAAUCGAGCUCGAUUUAGAGAACAACAAUGACAACAAAGACAUUGUUACCAUUACCUUGUACGAGGAUGGCUCUUUGCUCAAAAGUUAUCAAUUGGAUGGCAUUGACAGCAAAUUGAGCUGCAAGUCUGGAGAAAAAAAGAAACUCAAUGCCACUUUUGAGAUUAACGAAAGCAAGAUUUUUGAUUUGGUUGCACUCCGCGCUCAUUGCGUCAAGAAGGAAACAUCGUUUUUGGGCAACUUGCUCAAAAAGGACAACAGCGAAAAGGAUACCAACGACAAUGACAAUGACAAUGACAACGAAAACGGAAAGGAAGUUGACGAUAAAGUCGAGGUUGAAGGCGAACGUCUCAAUACAACCAGUUCAACCUCGCCUCAAAAACCAAAAACCAAAUUUGCUGCCACCAUUGCCAUCCCGAUUCCAAAAGCUUCAUUCCCUCACGUGCAGCCACUCAAUGACACAACAAGAAGAGUUUUGCUCAAGGAAAUUGCCCGCUUGCACAAGUUGGAGGAGGAAAAGUUGCAAUCAGAGGAGAUUAGAAACGAGUUGGAGAGCCAAUUGUAUCAAUUUAGGGAAACCUUGGAGAUCCACGAGGCAGAGUUGAAGAAGGAGUUGACCGAGGACGAAAUUGCCUCUUACUUUGAGUACAUUACCGACUUGAUUGAAUGGUUUGACUUUGACAGCGAUGAAGUUUCGCUUGACGACUUGAAGAACAAGAUUGAUGAAGUGAAAGAGAAGGAGUUUGAAGUCAAGAAACACGUCCGUAUGACACUGACGGAUUUGUCAAAGGAAGGAAUGAGAAAGUUACACGAAGACGGAACCAAAUUGUUGAUGAGCAUCCAAUCGAGUAUGUUGAAAUUGGGUCAAGGUGUGUCCGAUAUGAGAAAGAAAUACCAAGACUCGAACCUUGAUUUUGAUAAGGAAAACGACCGGAUAAAACUCAAAUCGGCUGGCCAAGAAAAUCAAAUGCUUUCCUUUGACAGGAACUUGGCCGAAUACAAGGAGAUUAUAACCAAGAUUGGAGAGUUGAUUGAAAUCUCCGACGCCAAAUUCAAUGAAAUCAGCAAGAGGGAAUUGUACACCUUCCACGACAUGUUGGCUAAGGGAGUCAGUGAGAUGUUGCUUGAUCUUAUCAAACUUGAAUCUAGUCACGGAGAGAGAAUGAAGUUGCUCGAAGAACAAUAUGGCAAGUUACUUGCUAGACAACAACAAAAAGAAUACAGAAAGAAGUUGAGAAAAGCGGCAAAAGAAGCUGAGAAGAAGAAAACAAAAGAAAGUGACAAGGCUGAGGAGGUCAGCGAGGCGGCAACUGAAAGUGGCACUCUUGAACAUUCUGAGACCAUCGAAACCGCCUCAACAGAGAAUGAUGCCAACACGGAGGAAGUUACAAGCUCUAGCUUGAGCUCGAGCUCGAGCUCGACAACGGAAGCAAGUGAAAGCUCUGAAACGACAGCUGAUACUGUAUCUGAACCACCUGCAGUCACCCUGGAGACGCAUUUAGAGCAUGACGAGUUAUGA
Messenger RNA from Lodderomyces beijingensis, 2688 nucleotides. Lineage: Eukaryota; Fungi; Ascomycota; Pichiomycetes; Serinales; Debaryomycetaceae. The record is from the annotation of a GenBank genome assembly.